AAUUUAAAUCGUCUUUAGUUAUGUACUAUUAUUUUUAGUUUGGUAUAAUUGAUUGUUGUUAACUUGGGACAUUACACUAAAAAUGGCAUCUUCAUCGUCACCAAGGAAACGUAAACAUAGUUCCGAUCAAGAAAACGCGGGAGGUGAUUCCGACUCUGAUUAUUAUGAUGAGGAAGAAGGAGGACAGAGAGUCGACGGAAUUUAUAUUCCACCGCCGACUAAACCAGCGUUAACAUUAGACCCCAACGGACCCCGUUUACUGAUCAUAAAGAUAGUCAACAAUUUCUUCAAGAGCUAUGCUGAAGAACAAGUCCUUGGUCCUUUUCAUAAAUGCUUCAAUGCAAUUGUGGGACCAAAUGGAAGUGGCAAAAGUAAUGUUAUUGAUUCAAUGUUGUUUGUGUUUGGAUAUCGUGCCACCAAAAUUAGGUCCAAGAAAAUCUCUGUAUUGCUGCACAAUUCAGAAAAUCACAGAAAUGUGCAGUCUUGUACUGUGUCAGUUCAUUUUGCAUUAGUUAUAGAUAGAGAAGGAGAUAAUUAUGAUGUUGUACCUGGUAGUGAAUUUGUUGUCUCUCGCACAGCAAACAAAGACAAUUCAUCUUUUUAUACUCUGAAUAACAAGAGAGUGCAUUUUAAGGAAGUUGGAAACCUAUUAAAACAACAUGGCAUUGAUUUACAACAUAACAGAUUUCUCAUCCUACAGGGGGAGGUAGAACAAAUUGCUAUGAUGAAAUGCAAAGCACAAACUGAACAUGAAUCAGGAAUGUUAGAAUAUCUUGAAGAUGUUAUAGGAACUUCCAGGUAUAAGAAACCUUUGACAAAAUUACAUGAUAGAGUUGAACUUCUAAAUGAAAAGAGGACUGAAAAAUUGAACAGGCUUCGAUUGAUUGAAAAAGAAUUGGAAGAACUAAAGGGCCCUAUGGAAGAAGCCAUUGGUUUCUUGAAAACUGAGAACACUAUAGUACAAUGUCAUAAUUUUAUUUAUCAAAAAAAUAUACAACAAGUUCAAGUUCAGUGUGAAACAGCAGAAAAAGAGCUUGAAGAACAUGUCAACAGACAAAAGGAACUGGCUGAAAAAAUAGCAGAAUUUGCCAAAGAAAAAGAAAACAGUGAAAAAUUACUUGAAGAGGAAGCAAAAAAAUAUGAAAGCCUUGAAAAAAGGAAAGAGGGUUUGAAACAAUCUUAUAAUAAGGCCAACAAUAAAGAUGUAGAAUUACAAGAAACUAUGAUACUAACUAACAAAAAUCGUAAAAAAACUAAAGAUUUGCUGGCUGAAGAACAGAAGAAACUGGAAAAAAUGCUGAAACAACCAGAGGAAAGUAAAAAUGGUAUUGAAGAAGCUGAGAAAAAACAACAACAACUUAAAGAAAAGUUAGAAAAAAGUGAGGAGCAAAGAACUAAGUUACUAUCUGCUCUAAGAGAAGAAACAAAAGCACUACAAGAGAAAAGAGAAGAUGUGGAGAAUGAUCUGUUGGUGCUUAAAAAGACAGAAGAAGAGACGAAAUCGGCCUUCUGCCUUGCAGAAUCAGAGUUAAAGAUUUAUAUGAGUAGUGAAGUGACAGAACAAUCCAAAUUGGAAGAAUUGACUGCACUCUACGAGAAAAACGACAAACUCAUUAAGGAACGUUUGGAACAAACCAAACUUUUGGAGAAAAAAAUCCCCGCUACAGAAAAAUCAUUGAAAAAUGCAACUGACGAGUUAAAUGAAGUGCGACUUAAGGAAUCGAAAAUUAUUACUGAAAUCCGAUCCAAAAAGUACAAUCUUGAAGAGAAACGUAACUCUAUGAACGCUUCAAGAUCCAGGGGGAAAGUCUUGGAUUCCUUGAUGCGACAGGCGAGGGAAGGAAAUUGCAAAGGGAUAUUUGGACGAUUGGGUGAUCUUGGAGCAAUAGACCAGAAGUAUGAUGUGGCCAUUUCAACGGCAUGUGGACCAUUGGACAACAUCGUGGUUGACACUGUGGAAACAGCACAGUGGUGCAUCGAAUUCUUAAAGAAGCACGAUAUCGGUAGAGGCACCUUUAUCGCUCUUGAUAAACAGGAACAUCUGGGGGCUCAAGCGAAUUCGAAAAUCAAGACGCCUGAAAACGUACCACGUCUAUACGAUAUGAUUAAGAUACAAGAUGAAAGAGUCAAGACGGCCUUCUACUACGCAUUACAGGAUACUUUAGUAGCUUCAGAUCUAGAACAGGCAUCCAGAAUUGCCUAUGGAAAUACAAGAUACAGAGUCGUCACUUUGAGCGGCGAUCUCAUUGAAACCACAGGUACUAUGAGUGGUGGCGGUAAACAAGUGAGCAGAGGACGAAUGGGUCAGAAGGUGGCUGUGUGUAAUAUUGAUCCUAAAGAAUUAGAGAAUUUAGAACAAGAAGUAGAGGGAAUGGAAGAUACCGUGCGUCAACUAAGACGUAGAACGGUUGAACUUGAGGAUCAAAUUGCCGUAUUGGAGCCGGAACUGCGAAGGAUGAAAAUCGACCAAGAGAAGUUCACAAUAGAAAUAAAGUCUCUUCAAGAGCAACAUCCAUCAAUUGCAAGACAACUUAAAGAUCAGAAAGAAAAAGCUAAAUCUGCGAAGUCUGAUCCCGCCACGGUUAAAAAGCUCACUGAUGUUGUGGAAAAGAAGAAGGCGGCGUAUGACAAGGCAAUGGAAGCCACGGGAAAACUUCAAGAAGUUGUCGAUCAGCUUAAUAAAGAAAUCAAACAAAAGACUGCUGGAAAAAUGAAUGCUGUAGAUAAGAGCAUAAAAGAAGCAAAAACGGGAAUUGAUAAAUGCAAGACGGAAAUUACAAGGCUGAGAGUUGCAAUGAAUUCAGCUGCCAGGAAUUCUGAAAAAUCUAAAGAAAAAAUAGCCACAAUGCAAGCUGACAUUACUGAUAUGGAAAAUCGGUUAACUCAAAUGAAGAAGGAACGAGAUGAGGUAGAAGAAGACGCAGCCAAACUACUAACGUGCCUUAAUGACGUUACUGAGCAACUUGAAUCUGCUGAAGAAACUUACAAUGAGGUGAAAAAGAAUAUGGAUAAGUUGAAUAAGCAGGAUAUGAAGUUUAAAUCGGAACAAAUUGAUGUGGAUGAAAAGGUGAAACAAUCCAAUAAGGUUGUUAGCGAUAUAAAGGCUACAAUUCAUCAGUGGGAGGUGAAGAUAUCAAAAUUGAAACUUCAAGAGAUACCGGAUAAACCAAUUGAAGAAUUAAAGAAAUUUUCCGAAGAAGAACUUGAUGAGAGAUCAUUAGAAUCGGUACAAAAGGAACUGGAAAAAGCCGAACAAUUUUUAAAAGCGGCUCAACCAAAUUUAAGUUCGAUUCAAGAAUAUAAGAAAAAGCAGUUGAUAUUUGUGGAGAGAUCCAACGAAUUAGAAGGCAUCACCAGUAAGAGGUUGGAAAUGAGAAAACUUUAUGACAACUUAAGGAUACAAAGAAAAGAUGAAUUUUUAACUGGGUAUAAUAUUAUAAAACUCAAGUUAAAGGAAAUGUACCAAAUGAUAACUUUAGGGGGUGAUGCAGAUUUCGAAAUGGUUGACUCCUUUGAUCCCUUCACUGAAGGCAUCCAGUUUAAUGUGAGACCACCAAAAAAAUCUUGGAAAAAAAUCGAAAAUUUAUCUGGAGGUGAAAAAACGUUGUCUUCAUUAGCUCUGGUAUUUGCUCUUCACUACUAUAAGCCAUCGCCUCUGUACGUUAUGGAUGAAAUCGAUGCUGCUUUAGAUUUCAAGAAUGUUUCAAUUGUGGGUCAUUAUAUUAAGGAACGCACAAAGAAUGCUCAGUUCAUCAUUAUCUCAUUACGUUCAAACAUGUUCGAGCUGUGCGACAACCUUGUUGGUAUCUAUAAAACUUACAACUGUACGAAGUCGAUUACCAUUGAUCCAAGAGAACAGGAAAAAGCUGAUGAACCACAGGACCAAGUUGUUCCGCAAUUUGAAGAUCAAGUGGGUGUUUCUUCAGAUGAAACUGAAGGCGAUAAACAACCCGAAGAUAAAACUAAUAAAACCGUAAAUCGAAACGACUCGAACGAGUUGACGGCUAGCAAAAGCAAUAUGGAUGAACAACUAAAUACCAGCAUUGCCGAUUCUUUUAUUGAUGAAGAAAUGGAAGUAGAUGAUAGCUCAAGUUGAUCGAGUUGACUUUUUAUACUAUACAAACUCUUUCACUUUUAUCAUUUUACUUAUUUUAAGUGUACUAUCAGGUACAUAAACACAUAAGAUAGUGUAUAUGAAACCAAUUAAUUUUUGUAGUUUCAUUAUUUUUAUUACAGUACCAGUUUAUUAAUUUUAAAUCUAAUUAUGAUAAAUAAUUUGUAAUAUAUUCAUAUUUUAGUUAAUUCAAAUAAGUUUCAUUUUUACAAUAUUAUAUAUUUUUAUAAUAAAAUGUGAAAUAUAUUUUAUGAAAUAAAAAACAAAGAGUGUGGUUGA
Messenger RNA from Aethina tumida (small hive beetle), 4393 nucleotides. It is a transcript of the gene glu, whose product is annotated as structural maintenance of chromosomes protein 4. The transcript has 17 exons. Bases 83 to 4096 code for a protein of 1337 amino acids. The record is from RefSeq and is a predicted model, not a curated record. Gene Ontology annotation, cellular component: chromosome. Gene Ontology annotation, molecular function: protein binding; ATP hydrolysis activity; ATP binding. Gene Ontology annotation, biological process: mitotic chromosome condensation. Lineage: Eukaryota; Metazoa; Arthropoda; Insecta; Coleoptera; Nitidulidae.